This is a messenger RNA of Rosa chinensis, 1085 nucleotides long. RefSeq names its product peptidyl-prolyl cis-trans isomerase CYP37, chloroplastic. Lineage: Eukaryota; Viridiplantae; Streptophyta; Magnoliopsida; Rosales; Rosaceae. Gene Ontology annotation, molecular function: peptidyl-prolyl cis-trans isomerase activity. The record is from RefSeq and is a predicted model, not a curated record. The transcript is spliced from 10 exons. Gene Ontology annotation, biological process: protein peptidyl-prolyl isomerization. Bases 222 to 1061 code for a protein of 279 amino acids.
ACUAAGGUUCCCAGAACAGGAGAGUUAGCUUUAAGGAGGGCUAUACCUGCAAACACAAACAUGAAGGCCAUGCAGGUUGUUAUUGAUUAUUGAUUUUAAUAAUGCUCCUUAUUGUUCAAAGUUAAUCAGUUUGGGACGCACUUGCUUCGAUUUCUAGGAUUCUCUGGAGGAGAUACUUUACUUGCUUGCUGAGAAUCCCACAGAGAAAGCCUUAUGGAACCAUGGAGGGGAAUGUGAAAAAAGCUCUAAAGAUAGCAACAGAUGAAAAGGACUCAAUUUUGGCAAGUGUACCCACAGACUUGAGGGAGAAGGCUUCCACCUUACAUGCAUCUCUUAUCGAUGGAAAGAAUGGAUUGCAAGUUCUUCUUGGAUAUAUAAAGGAUAAGGAUGCAGAUAAAGUAUCUGUGGCCCUUGCAUCUUCACUGGAUACCAUUGCUGAGCUUGAGUUAUUACAGGCUCCAGGCCUGUCAUUCUUGUUACCUGAGCAAUACCAGAGAUACCCAAGGCUUACAGGGAGAGGAACUGUUGAAUUAAUCAUUGAGAAAGGUGACGGUUCAACAUUUUCUCCAGAAGCUGGUGGCGAACCAAGAAAGACAGCCAGUAUUCAGGUUGUUAUAGAUGGAUAUUCAGCACCAUUAACAGCGGGUAAUUUCGCAAAACUGGUAAGUGAUGGGGCAUACAAUGGGGCAAAGCUCAGCUCGACCGACCAAGCUAUUCUCUCAGAUAGUGGUCUUGACAAGAACAGUGGUUCUAGUGUUCCUUUAGAAAUCAAGCCAUCUGGGCAAUUUGAGCCCUUGUAUAGAACAAAAUUAGAUGUCCAGGACGGGGAAUUGCCAGUUCUUCCGCUAUCUGUUUAUGGAUCAGUUGCAAUGGCACAUAGUGAAGCCUCUGACGAGUACUCCUCACCAUAUCAGUUUUUCUUCUAUCUUUAUGAUAAAAGAAAUGCUGGCUUGGGAGGAUUAUCAUUUGAUGAAGGAGAAUUUUCAGUUUUUGGAUACACAACAGUUGGGAAAGAUAUUCUUUCACAGAUAAAAACUGGAGAUGUGAUUCGAUCUGCAUAGUUGGUCGAAGGUCAAGAUCGUCUA